Sclerotinia trifoliorum is the source of this 1517-nucleotide messenger RNA. NCBI's taxonomy places the organism in Eukaryota, Fungi, Ascomycota, Leotiomycetes, Helotiales, Sclerotiniaceae. The record is from the annotation of a GenBank genome assembly.
AAACUAUUAGAUGUCUGUAAAGCCAAACGUCUAUCCAAUAUUCAAGUAUAUCUAUUUUUUUUUCCUGAAUAGAAGGGUUGAUAUCUUUUUACCUUUUACUUCAGUUCUCAUAUUCUUUCAAACCUUACCUUGCCUUUAAAAUAUCACACUCACCCUCCUUUGAUCAUGGCUCAAGUGCAACAACCCAAAACUCCUCUGGAGAUACUGCAGAUCCAGAUAAAUGCUGUUGUAUGUAUCAUUGCCUUAAUGAUUAAAACAUAGACUCACCUCUUUUAGCUUAUAGAAACUGGUAAAGCUCUUCGUGCAACAGGUCUAGAAGGAGGGAAGACAAUGGCCAUUUCCGCUAUAAGACUUCACUCAACCAUUCCCUCUAUUACCGACAAUUUUCACCGCGCUCUAGAUGAUCUUGAAGCUCAAAUUGUAAGUGGGCUAUCUCAAGUCACCAAUCGUAUGGUCUUAACAUGAGGCUACAGGUACGAGCAAAAUCGGCCUUGGGACGAGAUUUAGAAGCGUUACGGUCGAAACGAAUUGCGACAGAGAACCCUCCAAUCCAAUUGAUCAAUGAACCCGACGCAUCUCAGCCCGCAUCACCCCCGCAUACGAAAUUUGAUGAUCAAGCUGUAGCAAUGGAGGAAGAGAGAGUUCGAGAAGUUACCCCUCUCCAAACAAUUUCGACAGAAGAGGAAAACCUGGUCAAAAAUGACCCAUCGAAGGAAAUUGUGUGUGAGGAAGAGAGGAAAGAGGCCAUGGUUUUAUCUCCACCGAGUACGAAUGACAAUAAGUCGCAGGCUGUCCAUUUGGGACGAAACACCACACUUUCAGCAUCUGUCGGUGCCCCUGCACCUGCCACAGUAGGCAGACAAGAUUCUUCAAUCGAUUCACUCUUCGAUAUCCCUGAAAAUGCUGCGAAAGAAGACUCUGCACCUGUUAAUUUUGAUAACAUGGGUUUCACAAUGCUGGAUGCAACCACAAACACUCAAAGUCUGGACAAUAACCAGACACAAAAUACAGAGCUUGACCUCUCCACAUUUGGGAGCAAUCCGCAAGAUUUCAACAUAAACGAUCUCCAACCUUCUCAUGAAACUUCUUCUAACAACGCGAAAACCUCUACAACAAAUGGCAAAGGAAAUAUGGUGGACGACCUCCUUGACAUGACUGGUGGCAGUCGUGCGAACAACAACAGCAACAAUAUUAAUAAUAACAAUAACGGUAUGGACCUGGACUUAGACCUCGAUGAUAUGGUUGGGGCAGAGGAAAGUGUAUUUGACGAUUUGUUUUUCGGCGGUGAUGACGAUGCAAAUGUAGGCGGAGAACUGAGCGAAAUGGAGCAUGGCCAAUUUGAUAAUGCAUUCUUUGGUAUCGACUGAAAAUUUCUUAGAUAUAUCAAUUAGUAGGAGAACAGUUCAAGGGAAAGAAGGGUAUUAUCCUAGGAACAUGGCUUUUGGCACAGAAAAGGAAUGUGAGUGAUUUCCACAUACGGGGUCUAUUCAAUAUUUGGAUGGGAUUGGCAAAAACAA